AUGCAAGUCCUUCUCCUCGGCGGUCACGGCAAAGUCGCCCUGCACCUUACACCUCUUCUCCUCAAACGCGCUUGGAACGUGACCAGCGUAGUUCGCAACCCCGCCCAUGAAAGCGAGAUUCUAGCUCUAGGCCAGGGACUCAAGGGAAAACUCAAUGUCCUUGUCUCGAGUCUAGAAGAUGUAAAGAGCGCCUCGGAUGCCCAGAAGAUCAUUGAUACAGUCUCACCUGACUAUGUGGUCUGGUCGGCCGGCGCCGGAGGCAAGGGUGGACCCUCAAGUACCAUUGCCAUCGACCAAGAAGCCGCCAAGCACUUCUUGACAGCUUCUUUCGCCUCAACUGGCGUCAGUAAAUUCCUCAUGGUCUCCUACCUCGGAAGUCGAAAGACCCAGCCGUCAUGGAUGCCGGAUAGUGAGUGGGCGGGUGUUGUAAAGACCAACACCGAAGUUCUCCCCACAUACGCCAAAGCCAAACAAGAAGCCGACGAAUAUAUGACUGCGCUGGCGGCGCAGCGAAAGCGGGAUCCCGUAGCUUCGAAACGCCCAUUCCAGGCUAUCAAUUUGCGUCCGGGUAUUCUGAAGGAUGACCCUGCGACGCGGAAGGUUGAGCUGGGCAUCACGCCUAAGGGACGCGGUAGCGUUACUAGGGAAGAUGUUGCCAUUGUUGCGGAUCAGUUGCUUGCGCGGGAAGAUACGGAAGGCUGGAUUGAUCUUGUGAAUGGGGAUGAGCCUGUUGAAGAGGCCGUUGAAAGAGUUGCAAAGGAGAAGGUCGAUGCUGUGCAGGGAGAGGAUGUUGAGGGCAUGGUCAAGAGGUUUUUUCCUUAA
Molecule: messenger RNA, 822 nt
Organism: Penicillium brevicompactum
Lineage: Eukaryota; Fungi; Ascomycota; Eurotiomycetes; Eurotiales; Aspergillaceae
Exons: 2
Coding region: 1-822 (273 amino acids)
Source: RefSeq, a predicted model, not a curated record